Acromyrmex echinatior (Panamanian leafcutter ant) is the source of this 2024-nucleotide messenger RNA. It is a transcript of the gene pip, whose product is annotated as heparan sulfate 2-O-sulfotransferase pipe. The record is from RefSeq and is a predicted model, not a curated record. Gene Ontology annotation, cellular component: membrane. Gene Ontology annotation, molecular function: sulfotransferase activity. Lineage: Eukaryota; Metazoa; Arthropoda; Insecta; Hymenoptera; Formicidae.
UCGCGGCAUUACGUGCCACCAAGUAACGGAGCGCGGACGCGGAAUAGAGCGUAUCGCGUGUCGUCUCCGUAUUUCGCGGCACCGAGGCUCCGAAACGGCGAAGAAAAGCGUCAGUCGCGUGUCGACCAGCAGACAGGUCGGUAGAGAUCGAGCGAGCGGAUAUCUCUCAUCCUUCUGCAUCCUCUCACGAGCGCGAUUACACCUUCGCCGAAAGACUGAUGACUGAAAACAUCCACGUAGACGGUCGCCGCACACGGAUUCCGAUAUCCGGAACCUGUACGAAUCUCCGAUCCGGUCCCGCCGUCGAUUCGAAUUGAACGAAAUUACAUUAGUCACGAUGUCGUAAAUAAGUUACUCGCAAUCAGUGGCGCGCGUUGAACAACACCGAUCGGCUCGUCGAGGAUGUUGACCUGGUAGCGGGUGUCGAUCGACAGGAAAAUCGCUCGCUUGCGGGAAUCCAACGGCUGACGUUUGCACCUGACGGCGAGCAUUCGACAUAGACGAACGUUUUUUUUUUUUCGAUUGUUACCGUCGCUGUCGUCAUUCAGCAGUGAUUCAGUGAAUGGACUUUAUGAGUGACCAUUGUCAAAGCUCGGCAGCAUCCGCGCGCCGAAAGACACAAGUGUCCGAUGAUGACAAAUCGUUCUCCAAUGGAUCGCACGUGACCACCGCAAUCUCUUAGGAUAUCGUUUGAUUGCCGCCAAGAAGAAUUUGUGUAGAAAAGACCGGAUUUCGAAAGGAGUGGCAGGAUGCCGAAAGAGAACAUGUGGCGGCAAAGGAGAGUGCCUGUUCCCAAGAGGACGAUCGAGCUGAUCGCUUUAGUAGCGAUAUCUAGUACACUCUCUCUCUUUCUACACACGAGAGAUCUACAUUCACGUCUGAAAAAAAUGGAAGUACGUCUUCAACCGGGGGAGGAUGAUGUGCUCUCGGCAAAUCAGCUCUCAUCAGACGGUAUCCAAACGGAUUCUGAAUCAAACAGUAUCGUCCAUUAUCCAAAUGUACAACGUAUUUUCGUGGAAAAGUACGAGGAUGAAGAAGCGCUCGAUAUCGACACCCUCAACAAUACCAAGAGAGCUGACCGGCAGGGUCUGUUCUUUAAUCGUGUGCCGAAAGUCGGUUCACAGACCUUUAUGGAGCUAUUGAGGAGGCUGUCAAUAAGGAAUGCAUUUUCGUUCAACAGGGACCGCGUGCAGCGGGUUGAGACUAUACGUCUCGCGCCGAUCGAGCAGUUACAUCUCGCCAGGAUGGUCAGCAGUUAUUCGGAACCGUCUGUUUACGUGAAGCACGUCUGCUUUACUAACUUCACAGAAUUCCAUCUACCGGAGCCGAUUUAUAUCAACAUAGUACGCGAUCCUGUGGAAAGGGUCAUAUCUUGGUAUUAUUACGUAAGAGCACCAUGGUACUAUGUGGAGAGGAAGCAGAUCUUCCCGGAUCUACCGUUGCCCGAUCCCAAUUGGCUCAAAAAGGACUUCGAGUCGUGCGUAUUGAAGGGCGAUCGAGAGUGCAGAUAUUUGCAGGGUGAGAUCCACGAGGGCAUCGGCGAUCAUCGUAGACAAACUCUCUUCUUUUGCGGACACAGUGAAAAGUGCACCCCUUUUAAUACCGUUGGUGCUUUGGAGCGAGCCAAGUUGGCGGUGGAAAAGCAUUACGCGGUAGUUGGCGUUUUGGAAGAUAUAAAUACAACUCUUACGGUACUAGAAAACUACGUACCACGAUUUUUCCAGGGAGCUACCGAUGUUUACUAUGAUCAAGUAAAUUCCUUUACGAGGAUCAAUCGAAAUUUCUUUAAACCGCCAGUCAGCGAAGAAGUGAAGAACUUGGUGCGCAGCAACUUUACUCGCGAGGUCGAAUUCUACCAAUUCUGCAAGCAGCGACUUUAUAGACAAUACAGAGCUCUCAAGUUGCAAUCGAAUGUUCCGCAAUCGUAAUGUGAUUUUUAAAAAGAACAUCUUUUCUAUCUGUUAUCACAUGCGAAGGCAAUUAUUAAAUUACGUAAAAAACAUUGUACGUACAAAGAACAAUAG